Dunckerocampus dactyliophorus (ringed pipefish) is the source of this 4556-nucleotide messenger RNA. Its product is annotated as zinc finger protein OZF-like. The record is from RefSeq and is a predicted model, not a curated record. The transcript has 2 exons. Gene Ontology annotation, molecular function: RNA polymerase II cis-regulatory region sequence-specific DNA binding; DNA-binding transcription factor activity. Lineage: Eukaryota; Metazoa; Chordata; Actinopteri; Syngnathiformes; Syngnathidae. Gene Ontology annotation, biological process: regulation of transcription by RNA polymerase II. The coding region runs from base 151 to 1614 and encodes 487 amino acids.
GGCUGUGCCUGCGGAGAGCUCCUGACGAGUUUCAACGCAUAUACGAUCAACAGUUAUAUAGAUACACAAGAUUGGUCUUUUGUAAAGCCUACGAAACGGAAGUUGGGUUUGGAGUGCUAUCUGAAGUGAAGAUUGAAGACGUGGUAGAAGAUGGACCACUGUUAUGCUAAGAUGGCGACGUCCGGUCAAAGAGAAGGCGGAAGAGAAUCAGCGCCACCAACUCCCAGCAAAUCAUCAACGGAGAAAAGGCAGGAAUGUGCAGAUGACGACAUCCAGCAAUUGAUUGGUUGUCAAGACGUACGACCUACUCAGCUGCAGGGGUUGAGCGCCACUUUAAAGCAGGAGGAUCGAGAGCACCCCAACAUUAAAGAGGAGGAAUUCCGGAUCACUCAGGAGGGAGAGUGUCUUCUUGGGCUGGGGGAGGAUGAUCUCACCAAGUUGCCACUGACUGGUGUCUCUGUGAAGACGGAAGACUAUGAAGACAAACCACCCGAGCCCUUAGAGGUUCGUCACAGUCCAAGUCAGGAGAACAGCGCUGCAGAGCGUUGGAGCUGCGGUUCACCACAACACAUAAAAGCAGAAGCUGAUGUAGACCACUGUGAAGGUGAUAUGAGGACUCACACUGAAAACAAACACUCUGAAUGCUCUAAAAAUAAGACAGUGAGUAAACAUUCCACCUGUUCAGUUUGUGCUAAAAGCUUUUCUUAUAAGAGUAAUUUGACUCGACACAUGAGAACACACACAGGAGAAAAACCUUUUAGUUGCUCAGUUUGUAGUCAAAGUUUCUCUGACAAUCGAAUCCUGGCAACACACAUGAGAACGCACACGGGAGAAAAACCGUUUGGUUGCUCAGUUUGUGGUCGAGGUUUCUGCCAAAGGUCUACCCUGGUACUGCACAUGAGAACGCACACGGGAGAAAAGCCUUUUGGUUGCUCUGUUUGUGGUCAAAGAUACUCUCAAAAGCGGUCUUUGGUAAUGCACAUGAGAACGCACACAGGAGAAAAACCUUUUGCUUGCUCUGUUUGUGGGCAAAGAUUUUCAGAAAAGCGUUGUCUGGUCAUACACAUGAGAAGGCACACAGGAGAAAGACCUUUUGCUUGCUCUGUUUGUGGUGAAAGAUUCGCUGAAAAGCGUUCUUUGGGACUGCACAUGAGAACGCACACAGGAAAAAAACCUUUUGAACCUUUUGGUUGCUCUGUUUGUGGCCAAAGAUUCUCUCAAAAGGGUUCUCUGGUAUUACACAUGAGAACACAUACAGGUGAAAAACCUUUUGGUUGCUCCGUUUGUGGCCAAAGAUUCUCUCACAAAGCAACUAUAGUAUCACAUUUGAGGAUACACACAGGAGAAAAACCUUUUGGUUGUUCUGUUUGUAGUCAGAGAUUCUCACAGAAUGGAAAUCUAGUUUCACAUAUGAGAACGCACACGGGAGAAAAACCUUUUGGUUGCUCAGUUUGUGGACAAAGUUUCUCUCAAAAGCAUUCUCUGGUAGUACACUCGAGAACGCACACAGGAGAAAAACCCUUUAACUGCCCAGUUUGUUGUAAAAGUUAUUCUAGUAAGAGAGGUCUGAACGUGCACAUGCAGACACACAGCAUAGAACAUGAAAGAAAAUGAUUGUUAUGGAAGCGUUAUGUCACUUGUGAGAAGUCCCCUCGAAAGCGUUGAGCUGAUGUGUAUGAUACCAGAUUCCCUCGUCAGCUCGUGUGCUGUCAUUAACAACGGCUACACAAAUUUGAUGAGUUGAAAACGUGGAUUUUGCUCUCAUCUUCCUUCUUUUGGAUGACACAAGUGUCCAUCAAUGGUCAUGAAUUUGUGAUUGUGUUAAGGCAAUGUUUUGCAAUAGUAUUGUACAUAAGCAUAGCAUAGGCCUCCUCCAGUUCAACAACACUUACAUCAGCUUUAAGGUAGGAAGUGGCCUGUGAAGUCCCCUCGCAAAAAUUUGGUUCUGGAGACAAUGACUAUGUUGUGUCCAUUUUAGAGACAAUUAGGCAAUUUUUGUUAUAUUUCUUUGUAAAUAUUUGGACUAUUGUCUCCUAAAAAUAUACUGUUAGAAAGUUCAGUAUUAUUUAGGUAACAAUCUCAUGUAAUAAGGCGGUAAAUGAAUUACGUAAUAUGGUAAAAGGCACCUGUAUAUAUGGAAUGUGUGGUAUGAUGACUCAGUACUGGUGUUAGUAGGGUUCUAUUGUAUAAUUACUCUAAUUACACCAACCAAUUAUAUUUUCCUAAAUUUAGUUGUUUCCGUUUUACAUUUUUUUUAAAUAAAGUUUUUUUACUUUUUUACAAAUAUUUUAUCACCAAAGUUUACUGGGGGGUUUUGUCAGUGUAUAAAAUGUUAAUAAUUAAGUGCAAAAAUCCAUUAAUUUAUUAAUAAAAUACAUAAUCGGACAAGUACUUCAGAACCAGAUGUAGCUUUGCUAUCUUUUCAUUGCUCCAAAAUCUUCAAUAACAUCAUAUCCGUGCUUGUGGUUAAAGAAGACAUAGUUGCAAAUGCAAUUGUAAUAGCUUCACACGAGGUUCCCAACUUACGAACACAAUUUGUUCCAGACGACCGUUCGCAAGUCGAACAAAAGGUAAUAUUACCAAUGAUAUGUACGUGUAUACAUAUACAGUAUAUGUGUAUGUAUGUAAAUAUGAGUUUGGAUGCAGUAGUAAUAUUAAACGAGGAUAAUUCAUGAAAAAAACAAUAAUAAAAAUGAUAUAAUAAUACGUAAUGAUAAAUGUUAUUUACCUUUGAAGAGGAUACGUCGUUGGUAGUGGAGGAGGAAGAGAUAUUGAAAAAAGUACAAAUCAUCGUCGUUGUUAGACUCUUCUAAAAGAGGUAGUUCAGGGGAAAAUACUGAGGUGGAAGGAAUUGGCGACGAAGGUGUAGGCAUUGGUGACGAGUCACUUGGUGACGACGGUGCAGGAGUAGCAGAUCUACGUUUGAGGAAGCUUUCGAUGGAAGUUUGUAUGGUCUUCCUUUUCUUCUGCUCGUAGAUGAUACGGUAGCGCUGUAGAGCGCCAUUUUCGAACAAAUUCAAAUGACAACAUAUCGCAAUUUUCGACAAAAUACAUGAAAAUAUAGACCAGUCUGUCAGGUAUCGGCCUGCGGCCGGCACGAGGAUCCCAAGAUGCCAGCAGGUGGUGGAAGAGGAUUUAUUAUGAAAAGGAUGCAACAGAGGAGCCAAAACAGGGACUAAACAAAGUAAAAAGAUCACCCGGAGGGGUCACGGGAAAAAACACACUAAGGCUAAACUAAAGGAGCUACCGAAAACGAUGAGGUAGAACGGCAAGGACUAUAAUUACACUAACAGAAAACACUAUCAGCAGCACAGGGCUAGGCAAAACAGUAUACACACUGUGGCAGGCAAGCGAGAGAAAAAGGUAACAAAAGGAGCAGCAAGGAGCUGAGAUAAGAUGCUGGAGGAAUAGCAGGUCGAGACAUAGGAGGUAGCUGGUGCGUCGUGGACUGUUAGCGAAGAGCUACAACGAACUGGCACCAUGCUGCAGGACCCUGCUGCUUAUCAAUAGUCCUCCUUAACGAGCUGCAGGUGUGCCAGGAGGGAACCAGGUGGUAGGAGGUGCGCUGAAACACAGAGCAGAAGGAGAGCAGGAGAGAGCAGCGCACAAUUCCUAACACAGUCAGCUUGCGUUCGUAUCUCCAAAUGUUCGCAAGUCGGAUGUUCAUAAGUUGAGAACCCAGUAUAUUCGUGUAAGCUAUUUUUUAUGGCACCCUUAUUUUAUUACCACUAUUAGGCAGGAUGUGAGCCGCUCUUAUUUUGAAGGCCAGAAGUGUGAUGUGUGUUUUGACUGUUGCUAAGUGUGAUACCUGUGGCUCUCGUCCAUAUUUCACACACAACCGGCCAUCCUAAAACACUCAUUUUCAUUAACAAGCACUAAAGCACAGCUACAGCCUGAGCGGCACACUAGCAUGCUCCGCUAAACUAAGCUAACUCAGCUGGCUUACACUCGCUAUUGGUGCACACGAGCUCACGCUCAGUGACAUGUAAGAGUUUUUUCGCCGACUUAUCCGAUGUUUCCGGUUGCCGCCUCGACACCGUUCAUUAAGGAGGGGGCUGGUUAGCCAAUUCCAUGAAGGCGGAAAUUAUAGGGGUCUACAAAAGGUCACACCUAAUGUAGGUAGCUUCAAAUGCUAUAAACAGUGAUGUUCAGUCCAAGGGAAUCACUAUAACUUUUAUAACUUUUGCUCUUUAUCUUUCUCUGGAAGAAAGCUAUUAUUCUACCUGACCUGCCUGCAGUGUCUUAUAAGACUUUUGUUGGUUUUGCCUCAUUUUGAAUGUAUUGUUCAAUGUAUUUUGGAGUGCAAAAUAAAAUUAACAGUAUCAAAUAUUUUUCUUAAAUAGAAAUGUGUCCCGCUUAACUUUGCAGAAUAAAAAUGUAUUUCUUUAACAGACCUGUGUCCUGAGUAACUUAAAGGAAAACUGGACUUUUUUGGGAAUUUUGCCCAUUUGUUCAUGUGAAACAUGAACACAUAUUUCUUUUUUGUGUAUGUGUGUGUUGUGUGUGUCCUCUCCAGCCAUUAGAACAAAUAGUACUGUAUUGUUGAUCUAGAUGCC